Molecule: messenger RNA, 469 nt
Organism: Moneuplotes crassus
Lineage: Eukaryota; Ciliophora; Spirotrichea; Euplotida; Euplotidae
Source: the annotation of a GenBank genome assembly
UGUGUUCUCAGUCAAUUACCAACAACAACUAAAAUAUCCAAUGGCAAGGACCAAACAAACUGCAAGAAAGAACACUGGCUCGAAGGCUCCCAGAAAGAACCUCGGAAACAAAGUUGCCAAGAAGACUGCACCAGGAGUAACAGCUCCUGGGCAUCAGCAAGGCCUCAAGAAGCCUCACAAGUUCAGACCCGGAACUGUGGCUCUGCGUGAAAUCAGGAAGUUCCAGAAGUCAACAGACCUGCUGAUCAGAAAGCUUCCAUUCCAGCGUUUGGUCAGAGAGAUCGCCCAGAACUUCAAGGCGGACUUGCGCUUCCAGUCGCAGGCUGUGCUCGCACUCCAAGAGGCUGCUGAAGCCUACAUGGUGAGUUUGUUCGAAGACACGAACCUGUGUGCCAUCCAUGCAAAGAGAGUGACCAUCAUGCCCAAGGAUGUGCAGCUGGCAAGGAGAAUCAGAGGAGAAAGGAACUAA